Molecule: messenger RNA, 255 nt
Organism: Eimeria necatrix
Lineage: Eukaryota; Apicomplexa; Conoidasida; Eucoccidiorida; Eimeriidae
Exons: 1
Coding region: 1-255 (84 amino acids)
Source: RefSeq, a predicted model, not a curated record
AUGCCGUUUCUCCCGAUGGAUCCAGCACAGACCGCAGGAGCUGCAGCAGCAGCAGCUGCUGCUGCUGCAGCAAACAGCGGCAAUGCACUUCAGCAGAAACAUGCUGAGUACGAGCAGACGGCACUGCGUCUCAGCCUGUGCAGCGACGAGUCGCUUGUCUCAGUCCUGAAGAAGCUGCUGCCGCGCGUGAUACUGGAGCUAAUGACUUGUCCCCCAGCUUCCCUGCCGAAGGCAAGCGGCCACAGCGUAAUAUGA